AUGGAUCUCGUGCAGACUGUGCGCAAAGAAGGCAGUCGCGGCGGCCGCGCCGAGUUCAAGUGGGAAGACGUUAAGCAAGAUGCGCAGCGCGAAAACUACCUCGGCCACUCACUCAUGGCGCCCGUGGGCCGUUGGCAACAGGGCCGCGAUCUCAACUGGUACGCCAAGGGCGAUAAGGAGGGCGACGAACAGACCGAAGCCGAGAAACUCGCCGAAGAGAAGCGCAGGCUAAAGGAAGCGGAGGAAGAUGCUAUGCUGAAGGCUAUGGGGCUUCCGGUACCGGAUCGCUCGGCGGGGAAUGCGAAUUUGACGCCGUUGGGCAAGAAGGCUAUGGAUGAGAAAGCUCAAGAUGGUGAGCGAGGGAAGAGGAAGGAGAGGAAGGAGCGCUCGAGAAGGGACCGUGGGGAUGGCGACCGCGAGGGGAAGGAGCGCUCAAGAAGGGACCGGGGCGAUGAUGACCGCGAGAGGAAGAGGCGGCGACGGUCUCGGAGCCGUUCACGAGACCGCGACAGGCGACGAGACCGGUCAAGAUCGCAGAGGCGAAGAGAUAAGGAAAGGGAUAGGAGUGGAGAGAGGCGUAGGCACCGCUCCAGAAGCCGCGAGCAUAGGCGACGAGAAGAUCGUCACGAACGGCGUAGGGAGCCAAUUUCGGAUGACGAGCGAUCCCGCUCGCGAUCAAGGGAACGCUACCGAAAGCGCAGGAGCAGGUCGCCUUAUGACAGGCCUGAGAGACGGAGAGGUUAA
Molecule: messenger RNA, 744 nt
Organism: Trematosphaeria pertusa
Lineage: Eukaryota; Fungi; Ascomycota; Dothideomycetes; Pleosporales; Trematosphaeriaceae
Exons: 2
Coding region: 1-744 (247 amino acids)
Source: RefSeq, a predicted model, not a curated record